Messenger RNA from Solea senegalensis (Senegalese sole), 3031 nucleotides. RefSeq names its product ANKH inorganic pyrophosphate transport regulator a (gene ankha). The record is from RefSeq and is a predicted model, not a curated record. Gene Ontology annotation, cellular component: membrane. Lineage: Eukaryota; Metazoa; Chordata; Actinopteri; Pleuronectiformes; Soleidae. The coding region runs from base 591 to 2135 and encodes 514 amino acids. The transcript is spliced from 12 exons. Gene Ontology annotation, molecular function: phosphate transmembrane transporter activity. Gene Ontology annotation, biological process: phosphate ion transmembrane transport.
GGUCCGUUUUAAAGUAAACAGAGACGCGCUGCCUGCGCUGUGUGUUACUGACAGCCACAUUUAGGCUCGAUGAUGACGACGGUGGUGAUGAUGUCACAGCCAGGCCCACGUGCUUGAGGCAGUGGGCUGCAGCCUCGGGAAGGGUCGACAACACCCGGACAGCAGCGGCACAGGCGCAGUGAAAGGCGCAGCUAGAAAACGGACACAGCCAGUCCCGGAUCAUGAGGAUCACUUCAAUCUCGAUUUGACGACGUGUUGGGACGCUUCCUGGCUCCGAUUCGGCGCUGUUUAUGUAUCGCCUUGUGUCUCUCCCCCCACCUACUUCUUUUCCUCCACAAUGAUUUGCGAGGAAGAUGCACCCAUUUGAAAUUUCCAUUGACCUUCCAGAUAGCGAAGCCGCUGCCGCCGCUACAGGAGCAGCGCCCCCCGGCUACUGCUCCUGCUCUCGCCCCGUGUAACCUCCCCCCCGGUUGUCGCUGGACACACAGGUGCUGUCGCUGCCGUUUUCAAGCCGCUAAUCUUCGGGUUUUUCUUCUCAAUCAAUCAAGACCGAGGCAGAUGCCCCUCGCUCUGUCAGCCCGGCUUCUACUAUGGUGGACUUUCCAUCUCUCACUCCUUACUGGCCUCUCCUCCGCUUUCUGGUGCCUCUGGCGAUCACCAAUGUCGCCAUCGACAUCGGGGAACAGGCCCUCAACAGGGGCAUAGCCACAGUCAAAGAGGACACUGUUGAAAUGCUGGCCAGCUAUGGGCUGGCCUACUCUCUGAUGAAGUUCUUCACCGGGCCAAUGAGCGACUUCAAGAAUGUGGGUUUGGUGUUUGUCAACAGCAGGAGGGACCGGAGGAAGGCGGUACUCUGCAUGGUGGUGGCUGGAACCAUCGCCUUCGUCCUGCACAUCCUGAUAGCUUACACAGAUUUAGGAUACUACAUCAUUAAUAAGCUCCACCAUGUGGAUGACUCUGUGGGGACCAAGACCAGAAAGGCUUUCUUAUACCUGGCUGCAUUCCCUUUGCUGGAUGCAAUGGCAUGGAUUCAUGCAGGGAUUCUCCUCAAGCACAAGUACAGCGUCAUAGUGGGUUCAGCCUCAAUCUCUGAUGUCGUGGCACAGAUUGUGUUCGUGGCCAUUCUCCUCCAGAGUAACCUGCAGUGUGUGGAGCCUUUACUCAUCCCCAUCCUCUCCCUGUACAUGGGUGCCUUGGUCCGUUUUACCAUCGUGGGUCUGGGAUACUACUGUAACAUUCACGACAACAUCCCAGACUCCAGUGGACUCGAUGUCGGUGGCGAUGCUACCAUCAAGAAGAUGCUGAAUUUCUGGUGGCCCCUGGCCCUCAUCCUGGCCACUCAGCGCAUCAGUCGACCCAUCGUCAACCUCUUUGUGUCUCGUGACCUCACCUCGGACGCUACAGAGGCUGUGGCUGUGCUCACUGCCACUUACCCUGUGGGUCACAUGCCGUACGGUUGGUUAACUGAACUCCGAGCAGUGUACCCUGCCUUUGACAAGAACAAUCCCAGCAACAAGAUGAACGCAGGCAGCCCUGUCACCAAGUCGCACAUUAAAAAGUUUACAUUCUGCUGUGUGGCUCUCUCACUCACACUUUGUUUUGUGGUGUUUUGGAGUCCACAUGUGUCCGAGAAGAUCCUGGUGGAUAUCAUUGGAGUGGAUUAUGCUUUCGCUAAGCUGUGUGUGAUCCCACUCCGGAUUUUCUCCUUUUUUCCUUUGCCAGUGACUGUUCGGGCUCAUUUGACUGGAUGGCUCAUGACCCUGAAAAAGACCUUUGUGCUGGCCCCCAGCUCAGUUCUCCGCAUCAUUGUCCUCAUCACCAGUUUAGUUGUUCUGCCUUAUAUGGGGGUUCACGGGGCGACACUUGGGGUUGGAUCCCUCCUGGCCGGUUUCAUUGGGGAGUCAACAAUGGUUGCCAUAGCAGCGUGCUAUGUUUAUCGAAAACAGAAAAACAACGAGAUGUCCAGUGAGCUGGUGGCGGAGUGUGAGGACUCGGCCCCAAUGAGCGAGGUGUGCUCCAGGUCUCAGAUGGACGCCAUUGAGGAACUCCAGGAGGAGGAGGAGGAGGAGGAGGAAGAUUCAAGUGGGUCAGCAACAGGAGGAGGCGACAUGGACCUCCGUGUGGAACUUCGCUGAGGAAGAGGCGGCGGCCGUCAAGUGGGACAGUGAUGGAGAGCGGAGAGGACUCCAGUAUGAUUUUGCUUCAGAGGUUCCCGUGACAGAAACUUUGAGUCGAGAGUGAAGAGGUUGCCUUCACAUCGACCCGCACACCAUUUUAAGAACGCACACUGUAAAGAAAGCCAUGCACUUGCAAAAUGUUCAUCCAUCAGCGUAAAAAAAAAACAAAAAAACACCUUUGUCUUCCGAACCUUUCCAUUAGCUCUCAUGGUUUCUCUCAUCAUCACUUCAGCGGGUGUCUCAGCCGCUCUUCGUGUGUUUACUGGUAAACGAGGGAAAUGGACAGAGGAGGAGUUUUGUCCGUUUCACAGCGAGGACGGAAACGUCCGUCGAGUGGUCGCGCAGUUGCCAAAACACACAGUUCAUUAGGUUAUGUUUUUAAUUAGCAUUGAAUUUAAAUAUAGAUAUGUUGUGGGACUUGUUGGGUUGUGCAAUCGUAUUUUACAUACAACGGUGUACAGAUUAUUGUUGUUUUUACAUAGUUAUUUGCAAUGUGUAUAUUUAAUUGCAGAGGGGGAUCGGGAAUCCCUCGUUAUAUCAUUGCGUCUUACAGAAUACAGUUUUGAUUGUUGACAUGGAUCACAGUCUGGAAGUCGCAUCUACCAUUGUUUUGCAAAAGCAUUUUCCUGGUAGUGUUCAGACGGUCAUAUGUACUGUAUAUACUGUACAGGCAUUCUUAUUUGGCAUAUAAAUUGCUUUGUUAUUAACUCUUGUGCUUUGCUGGCUUUACUUUUUCGAUGUCUCUGUUAUGAAGUUUGAUCGGAAACACAAAAUGUUGAAAAAUACUUAUGGGGACAGGGAAAUAGCCACUUAGCGGGGUUUUUUUUCCAUCAAUAAAGAGAAUGUUUCAUGUU